GAAGGCAUUGCGGCGGCGCCGCGGCCCGCCACCGUGGGAGUCGCCGCUGAGGGCGGCGUGGCGUCCGCUCCGGCUCCCGCCGGGUUGCGCGCGCAGCCCCCUCCCCGCAGACCGCCCCCGGCCCGGCCCCGCCCAGCGCGAACGGUGCGCGGCAGCCGGGAGACCUCCGAGACUUGGUGGACCGCUGAGCGAGAGGAGGCGGCGGGAGCGCGAGCUCCGACCAGCGUCCCCGCAGCGCCGCAGGACGGCCAAGGGGAGGCCUGGCACCUCGGGAAGCUUGCUGAGAAGUGUCACGUUCCGCCCGAAAUUCAGCCCUCAGUGCCCGAGAGAACACACUACCUCCCCUGAAAGCCCGGGUCUGCCUGUCCUUGUGUGCAUUGGCCAGUUCCCUCUUUUGUGGAUUCACAGAUGGAUUCAGUGGAAAAGACACCAAAUAGAAGUGAACAAAAAUCAAGUAGAAAGUUUUUAAAAAGCCUCAUCCGGAAACAGCCGCAGGAGCUGCUCCUGGUCAUCGGGACCGGCGUCAGUGCGGCCGUGGCCCCGGGCAUCCCCGCCCUCUGCUCGUGGAGGAGCUGCAUCGAGGCUGUCAUCGAGGCUGCAGAGCAACUGGAGGUGCUCCACCCCUGGGACGUGGCCGAGUUCCGCAGGAAAGUGACGAAGGACCGGGACCUGCUGGUUGUGGCCCACGACCUGAUCCGGAAGAUGUCGCCUCGGACAGGCGACACCAAGCCCAACUUCUUCCAGGACUGCCUGAUGGAGAUUUUCGACAACCUGGAGCCCCACAUCCAGAACCCGCUGGUGCUGCAGUCCAUCCUCAGCCUGAUGGAACGGGGCACGAUGGUCCUGACCACCAACUACGACAACCUGCUGGAGCUCUUUGGGCAGCAACAGAACAAGCCCAUGGAGUCCCUGGAUUUGAAGGACAAGACUAAGGUCCUUCAGUGGGCACGGGGCCACGUGAGGUACGGCGUUCUUCACAUCCACGGCUUGUACACAGACCCCUGUGGGAUGGUGUUGGACCCAUCGGGAUAUAAGGAUGUCACUCAGGACCCAGAAGUCAUGGAAGUUUUCCAGAACCUGUACCGCACCAAGUCCUUCCUGUUUGUGGGCUGUGGAGAGACGCUUCGUGAUCAGAUAUUCCAGGCCCUGUUCCUCUACUCGGUGCCCAACAAGGUGGAGCUGGAGCAUUACAUGGUGGUGCACAAGGAGAGCGAGGACCACUUCUUCAAGCAGCAAGCGGACAUGCUGCUGCACGGCAUCAAGGUCGUGUCCUACGGGGACUGCUUCGGCGACUUCCCGGGGUACGUGCAAGACCUCGCCUCUCAGAUCUGCAGACAGCGGAGCCCAGUACCCGGAGGACCAGGACCCACUGUAAACCCGCGUGAGCUCGGGCUCCUGGAGCGUGCCGCCGAGCGCCUUCCCGUCCCCACCGAGGCCCCUUUUCCAGACCUUGGCAGCUGCCAGGGGCCUGAGAGACCUUUGGGACUCGUUCUCUACGCGGAUCGAGUGGACAGCACCACGUCGUUGGGUAGUGCAUGUCAGGACUGUGCGAAGAGGAAGCUGGAAGAGAACGGAAUUGAAGUCGAGAAGAAGCUCAGACAAUCAGAUGAUGCUGGAGGGUCUUGAAAUCUUUAAAACCAAUAAAACCUGCAACUUGAAAACCAGCCUUCUGUAACCACAGUGCCGUACCCCAAUGAUGAGGAAUGUUGAGAACGCCACACGGACCUCUCACCUGUAAACCGUCAUGUACCCCAGAAGAGCCAUGUGGGGGUGUGGCUCAGAGGCUGGGUGAGAGUCCACUGUGUGAGUUUAACCGCUCGGGAGUGAAGCACACACACGUCAGGUAGCCCUCGUGAGCACUGGUGACAACUACCUCAGGGACCAAAUCGGCGGCAGGGAGGCCUUGUGUCCCGCUCCCAUGUCCCCUCUGUCAGGGGGGUUUUUCCUAGUAAAGGGAAAAGCGAGGACUGUCCAAGCAACAGUAGUUGCCAAAGAGAAAAUAAGAAACUAGACUCCUAAAUUUAUAAUUUUUAUGUGAAAACAUGUUACUGUAGAAAAACAUUUUAAAGUAUGUUUGUUAUGUUGGUAAAGAGUAAAGGAGGCGUGGAUACGUGAGGCACUGAACCUGCUCGUAAGUGGUACGUUUUUCAGAAUGACCAGAUCUGAGGGUGCCUGUGGGAUUCCACAUUUGGGAGCCGCAGCUCCAGAGAACGGCAGAUCUUGGGGGGAAGUCACGAGGAACCAGAGGGCCUUUUCAGAAGUGCCGUUCAGAGUGUGCAAACCCGUCUCGUGGCUGAUGGCUGACGGAGGACGAGCGGACACAAGAUCAGGUGUCUAAGCUUCAGUUCAAGUGUAAGCUCCAAGCUUCCUGAGUCUGUUGCAGGGUGCGGGUCCAACCUCGGCCCUCAUCUCCUAACUCUCCCUGGCCCGUGAUGGGACCUGCAGAGUGAGGCAGGCAGAUCUCGGGAGGGUGGUACCCGUCACAGUUUCCGGGGUACACACAGCCGGCAGGUGCUGUGUGCAGAGACUGUGGGGCUUGCUGUGACAUAGCACAGGCCCUGCUCGGGUCCGUUUCAGAGGCGGCUGCUUUUUACGUGACAUUCCUUGCCAAGCACUAUGACACUCCCGCUGAUGGCACUGGAGCUCCAAGUACAGAGAAGUUGAGAACAGGAGACAGAGCUUGGGGCGUGUAGGGAAAUUGGGAUAAGUCAGAGGCCCGCCAACACCUUUUUCUUUUUGAAGCAUGGAUGGGAAAUGCAUCUGUUAUGUUACUCUGGUCGUCAAUAAAGUUGUAACUUCA
Molecule: messenger RNA, 2800 nt
Organism: Hipposideros armiger (great roundleaf bat)
Lineage: Eukaryota; Metazoa; Chordata; Mammalia; Chiroptera; Hipposideridae
Gene: SIRAL2
Product: SIR2 antiphage like 2
Exons: 11
Coding region: 409-1626 (405 amino acids)
Source: RefSeq, a predicted model, not a curated record